Molecule: messenger RNA, 2067 nt
Organism: Odontomachus brunneus
Lineage: Eukaryota; Metazoa; Arthropoda; Insecta; Hymenoptera; Formicidae
Gene: Dronc
Product: caspase Dronc
Exons: 6
Coding region: 551-1813 (420 amino acids)
Biological process (GO): regulation of apoptotic process; proteolysis
Molecular function (GO): cysteine-type endopeptidase activity
Source: RefSeq, a predicted model, not a curated record
ACUAAAAGGUUGGAACAAUCAGCCCUUUAAUGUAAAAGUGUGAAUACAAGCAACUCGAACAAAACUUUUAUCUCACUUUGACAUAUUGCACCACGUAGCAAUGCAGCUAAAGAGAACAGACCACAGAUUUUCGAGUUUAAAAACGAACAAAAGUAGGAGCAAUAGCGUAGAAUCACUUAAAGCAAAGUGCUUUCAGCCAAAUAUUGAAACUGAAACUGAACGAACAAAAGUGAGAAAAGAGAGAUAGGUAUAGACAGUAAAUGAUGUGUGUAGUGAAGAUCACAAAGGAAUCUUUUGUCUGCAAAGAUAAAGUAACGUGCUGACCGCAGAUGCCGCAGACACAAAGCAACGUAGAGUUAAUAAAACGUAUGUAGUGUGUGACACGUAAAAAUCGUAGAAAUUUAUAAAAGCAAGCACAAUCUCAAAUUGCACUUGCAACCUGCUCAAUUCGAAAAACUUGUUGAUUCGAAAGACAUCGUUAUUUUGAUAUUUGUCAGAAAACGAGAAGCGUAACAAAGUUACAACAAAAGUUAUACGUUAAAGAUUCAACAUGGAACAAAAGCAUCGCGAUAUAAUAGACAUUUACAGUGACAAGAUUGUACAAAGAAUAGAUAUGUUAAAACUGUUUCCAAAGUUAUUGGAACACCGGAUUUACAACCCGGAUGACGUAAAUAUUCCAAAAUGGAUAGGGAAUCUUACUGCUCAAGGUACAGCCAAAGAUAUAUUUUUAAGAAUAAAGACAAGAGGACCAAAAGCUUUUGAACGUCUAUUAUUGAGUUUGAGGCAAAUUGGUGAUGAAGAUGUAGCUGAUAUAUUGGAUGGGAAAAUUCAGCAGAAAAGCAAUAACGAUAGAAAUGACAGAGUUCAACAUUUGAAAGAAGAAAAUCCUCCUCAGGAAUAUUUUUUUUAUCGAGACAUUCAACAAUCUGAUGAACCCUUAAAAAUUAAAUUACGCAAAGCUACAGAAUUUUUAGAUAAUUGUGACUCUGAUAUCAUUUCACGAUAUCCCAUGCGGAGCAAUCCUCGUGGAUUAGUGUUAUUAAUUACCAAUAUUGAUUACAAAUGGUCAAAAGAGGAACAUUCUAGACUUUCAGCACAACAUGAUGAAGAGAAUCUAAAGGAAUUAUUUGAAAAAAUGGGUUUUCAAGUUAUUUCAAAGCAAAAUUUGACAGGAAAAGUUAUAAAAGAUGUAGUGAGAGAGUUUUCGAAAAGAAGUGAUCUAAGCAAUGUUGAUUCAUGUUUUGUGAUCAUAAGUAGUCAUGGGACACAGAAUAAAGAACAUCAUUCCGAAAUACAAGGAGUAGAUUAUGGAAAAGAAGAUUCCGAAGGAGUUGUAUGCAAUGAUAUCUUGGAGUAUUUCAGUGUGGAUGCAUGUCCACAAAUGGCAAAUAAACCCAAAAUUUUCAUUUUUCAACUUUGUAGAGGAUACAGGGAACAGAAUGCUAUACAUCAUGAAAGACUUGUUACAGAUACAUAUGCUGUCUUUCAUAAAGAUGAAGAGGUCAAAUCCGAUGAUAAAAUCGUAUCUGAUAAAUUCUUGAUCAGAAAUUAUGCAGAUAUGCUUAUAGUUCACUCUACUUUACCUGGACACGUCGCUUAUAGAGACACUACAACUGGCAGCUGGUUUAUACAAAUUCUUUGCAGCGUAUUCAUGACUCUCGCCUACAAACAUCAUGUUCAAGAUUUAUUCAGUAUUAUUGAUUCAGAAUUGCAACAUCUAAGGACAAGGAAGGAUAACUGCCAGACUUCAUCUGUGAAAUCAAUUGGAUUUAACAGACAUUGUUAUCUUAAUCCUGGUUAUUUUCCAAACUAAAACAAGCAAAAAGAAAAUACACGUUAUUAGUAGUCAAAACCAGUCAUAAAAAAAUAUACAAAGUGUUCAUGAAAUACUUUGAUAAACUUCUAGGUCACAUUCCUCUUGUCAAAAUAUUUUAAAUAAUUUUACAUAAAUUUAUAAUAAAAUAUGAAUGCGAAGUUAUAGUAAAACCACAUUAUGCUAACAUUACUAUUAAAUAAUUGUAAAUAAAAUAAUAUAAAUAUAAUAUUAAAUAAAAAUUUAAAUUGUAA